Molecule: messenger RNA, 1958 nt
Organism: Acanthaster planci (crown-of-thorns starfish)
Lineage: Eukaryota; Metazoa; Echinodermata; Asteroidea; Valvatida; Acanthasteridae
Gene: wwox
Product: WW domain containing oxidoreductase
Molecular function (GO): protein binding
Source: RefSeq, a predicted model, not a curated record
ACCAUUAUGCAUCGGUCCGGGCCGGCCGACUAUGCCGUCACGCGGUCACAGCGUGAUUAUUCCGAUAUUCGUAUUGAUGACAUGCUGUUACAACUGCGUUUGAAAACAAAGUGCAUUUCAGAGCAUGGCUGCUCCUGGUAUUGGGCUGUUGGACACAGAUAGCGAAGACGAACUACCGGCAGGUUGGGAGGAGAGAAGCACACCAGAUGGACGAGUGUUUUAUGCCAACCACCAACAUCGAGAAACUCAGUGGCAACAUCCUAAGACUGGAAAAAAGAAGAGAAUAACAGGAGAACUUCCUUACGGCUGGACUGCAGAGGAAGACGACCAGAAGAGACGGGUCUUUGUAGACCAUCUGAAUAAGAGGACUACCUUCACAGAUCCCCGGCUCGCCUUUGCCCAGGAAGAGAGCAGUAAACCUGGGGAUCUACCCAGACGGUUCGAUGCCCUAAGCACGGCUCUCAAUGUGCUGCAGGGUAGAGACCUGUCAGGCAAAUAUGCAGUCAUCACAGGAGCCAGCUCUGGCAUCGGCUUUGAAACAGCAAGGUCACUUGCGCUCCACGGCGUCCACGUCGUCAUGGCUUGCCGCAAUCUCAAGGCGGCCAAUCAGGCUGUAGCAAAGAUCAAGGAGGAGCUCUCAUUGGCCAAUGUGGAAACCAUGCCACUGGAUCUAGCCUCCUUCAGGAGCGUCAAACAGUUUGCCGAAAACUACAAAUUGCGCGGCUGGCCUUUGCAUAUUCUGAUCUGCAACGCGGCGGUCUUUGGCAUCAAGUGGCAGCUCACGGAAGACGGGCUGGAGAAGACAUUUCAGGUCAACUACCUCUCGCAUUACUACCUUGUUCGCCACCUGGAAGAUGUCCUCAUCAAGUCCUCUCCUGCCAGGGUGGUCUUUGUGUCUUGUGAGUCUCACCGAUUUCUGGACAUCUCCUCCAAUAAGCUAGACUUGAACAAGAUCUGUCUGGCCCAGGCAGACUACCACUCGCUGUGCGCUUACGGCCAGUCCAAACUCUGCCUGAUCCUGCUCAGCCAGCACCUGCACAGGCGUCUAACUGACCGAGGCGUGAGCUCCAACGCAGUGCACCCAGGCAACAUGAUCUACACCAACUUGCAGAGUAGCUGGUGGGGCUGGCGAGUGCUGUUCCUCCUGGCCCGGCCGUUUGCAAAAACCAAGCAACAAGGAGCAGCCACCACGGUGUACUGCGCCACAGCCCGGGAGCUGGAAGGCCACGGGGGCAUGUACUUCAACCACUGCCAGCUGUGCCAGGCAUCAGAUGAGGCUUACGACGAAGAACUAGCCACCGCACUGUGGCAGUUGAGCGACUCUCUCAUUAAAGAACGGCUGAGCAGAUAUACUCUUUGACAGAACUUUUGAGUGUAAACAUGGGCAUCGAAUAUUUUUUCCCCACUCCGACAGCGGUUCUUUUUCUGGACCUCCUCUUCUCCCCUAGAGAAAAUAAACCGAAAGAGGAAAAAUAAAAAUUCUGAUUUCUCUCCUUAAAGGUAGUGUACACCAUUGGUAAAAUCUCCCAAUUCAGACUAUCGUAUAAUCCGGAAUUAUCUUACUUGAAAGAACAGCCUCAAUCAGUCUGUCAAAUAUUUCCGCCCAGAAUGCUGUGGUUUUCGAGAAAACAGAAAUUUGUCUUCUUGUUUUUACGAUGGUCAGCCAACCAUCGUAUAAAGAGUUCAUUUCACUUUGCAUGUCACUCUCUUCUAACAGAUGCCAAUUUUUUUGUGCGUAGUGUUUGCAGAUGUUUUGGGAGUCUCCAUUAACCCUAACCCUCCUCAAUCCUUCACCUGUUGGAGGACUGAGGAGUGUUAGGGUUAAUGAAUGGGUAAACUUAAAAGCAGCUAGAAAUGUACCAAAGAAAAUUCACCGAAAACAUUGUAAACUGAAAUUAUAGGAAGCAGAGUGUAAGGUGAAAUGGAGAAAAUAAACUGAAUCAGUGUGAAGUUAAAUU